AUGUCUAUAGGGGCGGAUAUUCUGCGUCUUACAAUCCCACCGCCUAGGGUGCCUAAUGGAAUGUUUUCCGUAUCUGAAGAUGGCGAUUACCUUGUUGGAUUCAAAGAUGCCAUUGGAAUCUAUUCUCCACGCUUCCGCCUCGAGCCGUUUGAUCGGUCAGUGUAUAACCGGAUGGAGUUCUAUCUGCCCCCCUCUCGACAGCGAACCCUAAUGCUGCGGCCAGCUAUCGAGCAGAUAAAAAACAACGAUCAACCCGAACUCGCGGACUUCUGUCGUCAGGCGCUAUCAGUUUGUAACAGGGCUAUUGUUACUGCAGAGUCAAAGUCUCGAGACCCGAAAACCUAUUCCCGUCAUAGUUUCCGUGCAGCCACCUGGAGUCCUUCGGGCAUGGACCAACUGAGAAGGUGCAUAUUCUCCUGCAUCACCGCAAAUCACCAGCUCCUACUCUGUGCAAAAUCAGCGGACGGCUGGCAAACCAUGGUGGAUGUUUCCGGCAUUUGGUACGAGUGCUGGCAUCAUCAUGGGUUGGACAUGCUAGCCGAGCCCCAGCCCGGACUGAAGACCUUCGUGGACGAACUCUGCCCCCAGUCUCAGACCGAUCCGGCGAGCUUCACCGAGGUCACCUACUGUCCCUCGGUGGAGGAGUACUUUUCCGGUGUACUGGACACUAGUUUUAUGCAGACCUCCUGGUCACAACGUCCUCGGCAAGUGCGACUUGGCCAGAAGGAGACUACCCAAGCUGCCUUCUUUGCUGCCCUGCACAGGUCUGGCACGGUC
Dibothriocephalus latus is the source of this 777-nucleotide messenger RNA. NCBI's taxonomy places the organism in Eukaryota, Metazoa, Platyhelminthes, Cestoda, Diphyllobothriidea, Diphyllobothriidae. The record is from the annotation of a GenBank genome assembly.